Messenger RNA from Xiphophorus maculatus (southern platyfish), 2206 nucleotides. Its product is annotated as brevican core protein-like. Bases 97 to 1548 code for a protein of 483 amino acids. NCBI's taxonomy places the organism in Eukaryota, Metazoa, Chordata, Actinopteri, Cyprinodontiformes, Poeciliidae. The record is from RefSeq and is a predicted model, not a curated record. Gene Ontology annotation, molecular function: signaling receptor activity. The transcript is spliced from 6 exons.
AGAACAGAAUAAAGUUAUUGUUCAAGUCAGAGAGCAGAGAGGCAACAUUUGAAACAGUCUCAAUCUGGAAUACUGAGGCAAAUUUUAGAAAUCAAGAUGAAGACGCUGGUGCUGCUCUUCGUGAGCGUUACAGUGGCUCUGGGGAUGCCAACAGUUUCAAAAGAUCCAGUUCUAAAAGAGGGAAACCAGCCACCAGUGGCCGGGGACCGGGUGCCCGUCCAGGGUCAUGUGGUGGUGGAGCAUCCUGCACCGCAGGUUUUACCUGACCCCAAAGAGCAGCAGGAGAAAACGGCUCCAGCAGAACAGAAAGAGAAAGAGGCUCAACCUGAGACCAAACCAGAUGAGGUUCAGGUGGAGGAAGAGUUGGAACCAGAACAAGAACCAGCACCAGAGGGAGAGGCAGGGCCUGUAGAGGGUCUCGACUUUCAGGCGGAGUCUGAAGUUGAAGUUGAAGGACAACCUCGAUAUGAACUGGAGGAAGAAGAAGAAGAAAUAGACCCUGGUUUUAAGGUGAAAUCAGCUCCUAGGGUAGACACUGGAGUUCACAUGGAGCUAGAACCAGAAGAGACACCCGAGUUAAACGAAUCUCCAGAGACAUUUCAGGCACAAGCGGAGCUCGAUAGAGGAAUAGGUCCAGAGAUGGAAGUUGAAGAGAGGCAUAUAGACAUGGUGGGGAAACCCCUGGCUGUGAUGGAGUUAGAACCGCUGGACGGUGCCGACAUGCCUGCAGAGGAAGUGAGCGAGAUGUCAGAAGAAGAAAUGGCUUACAGAGAGGCUUUUCAAGAACAAGAUCCUGCUGCUGCUGAACUCUUUCCAGAGGAGGAGGAGGUAGAAGAGGAGGACAAGGUAGACGGAGAGGAAGAUUUGAAGCAGAAAUAUGAAAAUAAUGUUCCAGAUGAGCAAGAAACCUUGGAGCUGGAGCCGGAGUUAACAGGAGAGAAAAAUCCAGAAGACACACCAGAUGCUGCGGUUCUGGUUGAGGAACCACUGGACCCAGCGCCGCAGCAGGCGAUGCCUCUGUCAGAAAACUAUUUCCCAGAGGAAGAGGCAGGAAUGGAGAUGUAUGCAAGGGAUGGAGCACCAGAGCAAUUCUCAGAGGAGCAAGGAAUGGAAGAUGAAGGUCUUCCAAUGAUGAUGGAAGAUGAUACACAAAGGCAAGGGGAGCGCUAUUGUCCUGGUAUGAUUGUUGAUGGGAAGUGUUACCAGUUCUUCAAAGAACCACUCAAUUACGAAGACGCAGAGUUCUUUUGCCAAGAACAAUUUUCAGGAGGCCACUUAGGCUCCAUCGCGACCCAACACGUCCACCAAGAGCUGAUGAGUCUUAUACAGCAGAGCGGAGGAUACACACGUACCUGGGUUGGAGGACGACGACUAGAUAAACGCUUCGUCUGGUUGGACGGAUCCCGCUGGAGCUAUGAAGACUGGCUCCCAGGCGAGCCAAAUCACACAUCCGGAGUGGAGAACUGCGUGGAAAUUCUGGGAAAUGGAAAGUUUAAUGACUUCACAUGUUGGGAACCUCAGGCUUUCGUCUGCUCCUUCCCUGCUUAGUAAAUUCAGAGGAAGAACAACAAGCUACUUUUUUUUACCUGAAUGUAUGCUUAAUUCAGAGUCUUAUCCAUUGCUUUGUGUUUGUAUUUAUUAAUUAGGAACAAACUUUUUGGACUAAAUAAUUAGGCUAAAAAGAAAAAUAGAUAAGUCAAUAUUUCAGUCAAAACCGUGUGGUUUUUGGCUUCUGUCAAUCAGGAUUAGUUUUGUACAUUUAUAAACGAUGUCGGGUUUGUUUUUAGAAAAUGGGUGAAGCUCACUUGUAAUAUUUUCAUGUCACAUGCUCCAAUCAUAAUAUGGAGCAUGUGACAUGAAAAUGUCACAUGCUCAAAUCAGAUUUGAUUUAAUGGAAUCAGCUGGUUGGGGUGAAAUUCAAACCUCAUACUUGAGUUAUUUCUCGAUGUAUUUGAUUUUAAAAAAGAAACCUUUUGAUAAAGAAAAACUUCUUAACAGUUAUUAUAUUGUUGUGAAUACCAGCAUGAGGUAGCAUGUAAUUACACUGUUAUUGCAUGUUUAUAAGUACACGUUUAUAUGUUCAAGCUUUAAAUACGCUUCAAAAAAACUCUAAUAUUUGCUGUCAGAAUAACAUGAGAUACAAUAAUAAAGUAUUAACAAGGUUUUUUUCUCAACUUGUAUAAAUUAAAGCAUAAUUUCAUAUUUA